AUGGCUGUGUCGUUCCUUAGCAUCUCUGAGGAAGAGACUCAGGCCCACAGCUCCGCCUUGCCGAGUCCAAGUUUGGCCAUGGACUCUGAGUAUGAGGUCGGCCAUGUCCGCAAGCUCCAGGCUCAGCAUGCGCAGAUGCAGGAGAAGACCUUCACCAACUGGAUCAACAACAUCUUCCGACUGGGCCGGGCGGGUAUCAGGAUCCAGAACCUGUAUGCAGAUCUUGCUGACGGUGCCCACCUCCUGCGGCUCUUGGAGCUUAUUUCUGGGGAGGCCCUGCCAGCGCCCAGCCCAGGCCACCUGCGUGUGCACUUUCUGGAAAACAACAGCCAUGCACUGGCUUUUCUCAGGGCCAAGGUACCCAUAGCCUUCAUCGGGCCAGAGAACAUUGUGGAUGGAGACCAGUCGCUCAUCCUGGGACUCCUCUGGGUCAUCAUUCUGCGUUUCCAGAUUUCCCACAUCUCCCUGGACAGGGAGGAGUUCGGGGCCAGUGCAGCUUUGCUGUCUGCUAAGGAAGCCCUGCUGGCUUGGUGCCAGCGGAAGACAGCCAGCUACACCAAUGUCAACAUCACCGACUUCUCCCGCAGCUGGAGCGAUGGGCUUGGCUUUAAUGCCCUCCUCCACGCGCACAGGCCAGACCUGCUGGAUUAUGGCUCAUUGAGCCGGCAGCACCCUCUGCACAACCUCUCCUCUGCCUUCCGAGUGGCUGAGCAGGAGCUAGGCAUCGCCCAGCUGCUGGCCCCUGAGGACGUGGCCUCCCUGCAUCCAGAUGAGCGCUCCAUCAUGACCUAUGUGUCCUUGUUCUACCACUGCUUCUCACGCCUGCGCCAGGGGCAGAUGGCCCAGAGGAGGCUGGCUAAGAUCCUGCUGCAGCUCCAGGAGACAGAGGCACUGCAGGCACAAUAUGCGCAGCUGAUGGCUGACCUGCUCCGCUGGAUUGGAGAGAAGCAGAUGCAGCUGGAGGCUCGGGACUUCCCAGACUCGCUGCCUGCCAUGCGCCAGCUACUGGCAGCUUUUGCCUCCUUCCAUGCCCAGGAAAAGCCACCUCGGCUGCAGCAGCGAGGAGCCAUAGAGGCCCUGCUCUUCCAGCUGCAGACAACACUCCGAGGCCAAAACCGAAGGCGGUUCCUACCCGGAGAGGGCCUGGGCCCUGCAGAACUGGCCCAGCGCUGGGCAGAACUAGAGAGGGCGGAGACCUCCAGGAGCCAGGCCAUGCAGCACAGGCUUCUCCAGCUAGAGCGACUGGAUACUCUGGCCCGCCACUUCCGGCACAAGGCAGCCCUCCGGGAAAGCUUUUUAAACGAGGCAGAGCAGAUGCUAGCGCAGGCCAGAGACUCCCUCAUCAACCCAACCACAGGGGAGGCAGCCACCCAGAAGCUGAGCAUGUUAGAGGCUAGCAUCCUGCCCCAGGAGGGGCGCUUCCAGGCCUUGGGCGAGAUUGCAGCCAUCCUGCAGCAGGAACAGUAUCACAACUGGGCAGAUGUAGCCUGCAGGCAGAAGGAGAUCACCCAGCGCUGGCAGAAGCUCCUGCAGUGUCUACAGGAGCAGAAGAAGCAGAUGGCAGGCACACAAGCUGUGCUGAGCCUUCUGCAGGAGGUGGAGGCUACCACAGACCAGCUUGGGGAGCUGCAGGUGCUGGCCAGCUUCACAGCCUGUGGGCCACAGCUGGAAGAAGUGGCCUUGCUGCUGCAGAGGCAUGACCUGCUGGAGGUCCAGGUCUCAGCCCACAGAAGCCAAGUAAACCGCCUUGCCCAGCAGACGUCCCAGCUGGACUCCUCCCAGGGCACCGGUGUGCAGAUGCUGCAGGCUAAAGCCCUGGCACUGGUGGAGCUUCACCACAACCUCGUGUCCGUUGUCAGAGCCCGACGCACCCGGCUGGAACAGACCCUGCAGCUGGCACAGCUCCUGCACAGCUGUGAGGAGGAGGAGGCCUGGUUGAGGGAGCGCAGACAGCUAAUGGAGAAGGCAGCCCUGGGCCGGGACCUCGCUCAGAUCUCUACUGCUCUGCAGAAACACAAGGCUCUGGAAACCGAACUCCAUCGCCACCAGUCUGUGUGUGCAGAUCUCAUGCAGAGGGGUCGCAACCUCAGUGUCAGAGGGCCCCCAACACAGCCAGAUCCUCUGGAAAGGGUCGAAGCCGUGCAGGCAACAUGGCAGCUACUCUGGACUGAAGCCGCAAGGAGGCGCGCCAGGCUGCAAAGUGCACUGUUGGUUGGGCAGUACUUUUCUGACUCAGCCAAAGCAGCUUCUUGGCUUCUCCUGCGGCAGAAGCAACUGGAAAGCGCAUCCUGCGGGAAGGACCAGGCAGAGGCCGAGGCCCUGCUGCAGCGCCACCGGCUCCUGGAACGAGGCGUGCGCGCCUUCCGGGCGGAGCUGCGCGAGCUACAGGAUCAGGCGAGGGCUGCCGCAGCCCAGGUAUCACUCAAGGAGGAACCUUCAGAAGACUGGAAAAGGCUUGAUGGAGACACAGCUGGAGAACCUCAUGGUGGGACCCAGGUUCUAGCAGCAGCAGGCAGCCAGCAUUCACACCAACAGAUGCCCUUCUCCACCAGAGAAGAGGCACUGAAUACCUGGGAGCUGAAAGACUUGGGGAGCAGCCAGAGCAGGAUGCCCACCAUUCGCAGCAUAGAGCAGAAACCCCAGGUGGCGUCUGCCCUGUGCCUUCCAGGGGACGGCCCAAGGAUGGCUCUUCAGACUGAAUGUGACUUCGAUGUAGACUCCACCACCAUACUGCAGGCACAGGCUCACUUGAGCCAGAUCUAUGAGAACCUACUGGCCCUGGCAAAGCUUCACAGGGCCCGGCUAGAGGAGGCAGCAGCUCUGUUUCGCUUCUACAGCUCCUGUAGGGAGCUCCAGUCCUGGCUGGAGGAGCAGACAUCCCUGUUCCGAACACUGCAGCCCAAGGAUGACAACUUAGAGGUCACACAGCUCAAGUGUGAGAACUUUCUCAUGGCCUUGGCCAUUGGAAAAGGCCACUGGGCUGAGGUCGUCAACACCGCUGAACAGCUGAAGCAGAGAUGUCCAGAACAUACCUCAAAAAUUCAACAACAGGAGGAGGACCUGAACCAGAGGUGGCAGCAGCUAGAGGCCCUGAAGGAGGAGAAAGGCCUGCAGCUCACACGCAGCAUGGAGGUACACCAUCUUCUACAGCAGUCUGAACCCACACGCGCCCAGCUGCUAAAUGUGAUGGGCAGGCUGGAGGCUCUGGGGCCGGGAGGCUCUGAGGACAGUCACCGUACCCUGCAGCAGAUUCAGCAGAAGGUCCUGGUACUGGAGAACAGGAUCUCCUACCUCCAAAGAGCAGCCAUCGAGGCGAAGGAGUCAGGCCUCAGAGAGGGCCGGCUGCUUCAGGAGCAGGUGCUGAUGCUGCAGACUCUGCUAAAGCAAGUGCAAGGGCAAGUGGUCCAGCAGGUCCAAAUCCAGACUGAGGCUCGGGUCCAGCAAGGCGUCCUACAAGAGAGCCACAAGCUGCUGCUUUGGGCUGAGGGCAUCUGGGCUCAACUGUGCAGCAAAGAGGAGCUGGAGGAUAUGGCCUCAGCCCAGGAGCUGCUGAGGAAGCUUGGAGGCCUACAGGAGGAGACCUGCCUGUGGCAAGAGAGGCUGCGGCAGCUGGAGGCUCAGGCCCAACUGGUGGCAAUCUCAGACUCCCCACCGUCCCAAGAGGUGGCCAGUGCCCUAAGGCUCCUAGGUCAGCAGGGCCAACAGCUGAAGGCCCUAUGGGGCCAGAGGGAGCAGGAACUUCUGGACAGGCUGGAGCUGCAGAGGUUUGGCCAAGAAGUGGAUAGUUUCGUUGCCAUCUGUACCAGCCAUGAGGCCUUCCUCCACCAGGACAAUCUUGGGGAGGAUCUAAGGGAGGCCCAGAGCCUGCUGCAGCAGCACCAGGGUUUUGGGUGGCUCCGGAGCACCCUGGGAUCUCGGGCUGAGGCCCUGCAGGCAUGUGCUGAGAAGCUGCUUCUGAGCCAACACCCUGCUGAGCCCAAGAUCAGAGAGCUGCUGCACAGUGCCCAGGAACAGUGGGCCAGGGUCCAGGAGAGGAAUGACCAGAGAAGGGAGCAGCUUCUGGCUUCCCUCCGAGUGCACGAGUGGAAGCAGGCUGUGGCAGAGUUAAUGCUGUGGAUGGAGGAGAAGUGGCCCAUGGUGGCCGAUGAACCCUCCGAAGCAUGCAGCAGUAUUUGUCAGAAACUCAAGUGGCACAAAAUAGCUAAGAGUGAGCUAUUAGCUACCCGUGGGUACAUGGAGGACCUACAGCAGGCUGGGAGAAAGCUGUUGCAUAGCCACCCCCAUGCCCAGGAGGACAUACAGAACAGACUCCAGGACCUGAAUCACAAGUGGGAAGAGCUGGACCACAGGGUGGCAGAGCGAGGAGACAGGCUGCAGCAGACCAGACAGCAGGGGCAGCUCCUAGAGCUACUGCAGGAUGUCAGAGCGAUGUUGGAGCAUCUGGAGGAAGCCCUGCAGAGUGCAGAAAUGGGACAGGACCUGCAUUCCAGCGUGAAGCUGCAGAAACAGCACUGUCAGCUGGAGGAUAAAAGUCAGGCACUGGGCAGCAAGAUGGCUGCCCUCAUCUCUCAGACCCACAACACCUUCACUUCCCUGAUCAUCCUGGAGGAGAGCCAGAAGUGUCACCAGAGGUUCAAGUCCCUGCAGAGCAAGCUGGCCACCCGGCACAUACAACUGCAGGCCUCAGUUGAACAAUACCAAUUUAACUGCCUUAGCAACCUGGAACUCACAUGGGUGGCUGAGCAUAUGCCCAGUUCCAGUCCUGCCUGCCCUGCCCACUGCUGGCAUGAUGCCCAGAGCCUUCAACGUAAGCACAAGAUGCUCCAGGCUGAGCUGAAAGCUCACGUGGGCCGCAUGCAUGAGGUACUAAGUUCUGGUCAGAGUCUAGUCAUGUCCGGACACCCCCAAGCUCAGCACAUUGUGGAGCAGUGCCAGAAGCUAGAAGGCCACUGGGCAGACCUGGAGCAGGCAUGUGAGGCACGUGCCCAUUGCUUGCAGCAGGCCGUCACCAUCCAGCAGUGCUUUCUGAGUGUGUCUGAAAUAAAGACCUGGGUGGAGGAGAAGUGGCCUCUGGCAAGCAGUCAGGAGUAUGGCAGUGAUGAAGCAUCUACCUUUGGGCUCAUUAGGAAACACCAGAUGCUGCAGCGGGAACUAGCUCUUUAUUGGAGCUCCACGGAGGAUCUUGAGCAGAGAUUCCAGACCCUCUGUGGACUUGAUGCCACUGAGCAUCUGGGUACGGUACGGGAGCAAUUGCAGGCACUGCAGAAGCUGGCAGAUGCAAGGGGCCAGGAGCUGGAGGGGACCCUGAAGCUGCAUGAAUUCAUGAGAGAAGCCGAGGACCUGCAGAGAUGGCUGACCAGCUGGAAACAAGUGGCCAGCGGAGGGGACAACUUUGGAGAAGACUAUGAGCGUGCGCUGCAACUCUGCACUAAGUUCGCCAAGUUUCAGAACCAAAUUGAAACUGGUGCCCAGCGAGUAGAAGCCUGCCAGCAGCUGGCAGAAAGCCUUCUUGAGUGUGGGCACAGCGCUGCACCCAAGGCCCACCAGAGGCAGCAGGAUCUACGGGCUGCCUGGUCUGAACUGUGGCAGUCAACCCGUGCCCAAAGCCGCCUGCUCCAUGACGCAGAGACUGCCCUUAGAGUCCACAGAGACCUUCUAGAAGUCCUUACUCAGAUCCAGGAGAAAACGAGAAGCCUCCCUAAUGAUGUGGCCCAGGACCUACGUGGGGUAGAGAACCAGCUGCAGAGACAUGAGGGGCUGGCACGUGAGCUGGCAGGCAUGGAACAGCAGCUGCAGGAACUGCUGAAGGCUGGAGGCAGGGUGCAGAAGCUGUGUCCAGGUCCUCAGGCCCUGGCCACUGUCCAGAAGAAGCAGCAAGCUGUCACUCAAGCCUGGAAGACCCUACAGUUGCGUGUGGAGCAGCACAGGGCCCAGCUGGAGCGAGCACACCUCCUGGUCCGAUUCCACACAGCGGUGAGGGACUACACCUCCUGGGUGGCCAGCAUGCAUCAGGAGCUGCAGGUGGAGGAGGGUUCCUGGGAACCCAGCAGUAACCUGCUCAGGCUCAGAGCUCACCAAUGGCUGCGGGCAGAACUGGAAGCCAGGGAAGAGCUGCAGCAGCAGGCCGCUAAGCUGGGCCAGCAAGUGCUUCUGGCCACAGGGGCACCCACUAAGGAGGUCCAGGAUAGGCUUCAAGCCCUACAGGAGGAACGUGACCAGGUGUUCAAGGCCUGGACACUCAAGCAAGAGAAGCUGCAGGCCAUGCUUCAAGAGCAGCGUCUCCUCAGACAGUGUGAGCACCUGGCAAAGACCCUCACGGGCCAGGAGGCAGUCCUAAAAGCCGGCACCCUGGGGAGCUCGGUGGAAGAAGUGGAGCAGUUGAUCAGCAAGCACGUGGUCUUCCAGAAAGUGCUGGCUCUCCAGGACACGAAGGAAGCAGCUCUGUGUGAGCAAUUGAAGACUGUCCCGAGCCCUGAGGGGCAGAAGCUGCUUUGCCUCGUGCUGGAGCACCGGGCGCGAGUGAAGGAGCUGGCAGCGAGCCGGGGCCAGGCCCUCCACACCUCCCUGAUGAUGGCCAACUUCACCAGGGCAGCAGCUCAGGUUGAGGACUGGAUGCAGGAGAGGGUCCAGCAGCUGAGAGCCUGGAGCCCUCUUGGAAACCUAAAAGAUUAUCUGAAACACCUGCAGAAACACCAGGUUUUCAAGGCUGAGGUCCAGGCCCAUGAGCAGGUCAUGACCACUGUUGCCAAGCAAGGCGAAGAGCUCCUCAGACAGUGCCACCCUCGGACUGGAGAGGUCUCCCCGAAGCUGAAGGCCCUGUGGGAGCUCUGGGAGAAGUUGAGGCAGGCAGUGACCCUGCGGGGCCAGGCCCUGGAGGACAGAUGCAGCUUCCUGGAAUUCCUGCAGAGAGUUGACCUCUCAGAGGCCUGGAUCCAGGAGAAGGAGAGGAUGGUGAACAGCAGUGAUGUGGGCCUGAACCGUGAGCACUGCCUGCAGCUCUGCAGACGGGUCCGCAAAUUACAGGUGAGAGGCUCGAGUAUAGGUGUCACAGUGGAUGACACCUACAUCAGGAGAAUCAAAAACUUGUCACUGCAGCUCAAGAACCAGAGCCCCAAGGAAUCUGAGACCAUCUGCCAGCGGCAAAGCCAGCUCAACGAUAGGUGGAAGACUUUCCAUGACAACCUGCUCCUGUAUCAGCAGCGGCUUGAAGCAGCCCUGGAGAUGCAUACAUUGUCCAGUGAACUGGAUGACGUCACUGAGCAGAUCAGGGAAAAGGAAGCCCUGAUCCAGGCCCUGGAGAGUACAGAAGAUUUGGAGAAUGUACAGAGGCUGUCAUGGAAACGGGAAAUGCUGCAGCAGGGGAUGGGCCUCAUCCAGACUCAGGUGGAGUCUCUGGAGGGUAAGGUUGACCGCCUCUGCAAGAGCAGUCCUGAGGUUGCCAAAGGCCUCAGUCAUAAGCGACAAGAAAUGAUGGACAGCUGGCGGAAGGUCUGGAGCAGGGCCCAGAACAGGAGGGCGUCACUAGAUGUGGGCCACAAAGCCUGGAAGCUCCAGAUGCUGCUGUGGGAUCUGCAGGACUGGACACAGGGACUGAAGGCUGCAAUGGGCAUGGGGGGCACCCCCUGCAGCCCCGAGAGAGCCCAGUACAUGCUGCAAGAGCACCGGGCAUACAAGGUUGAGCUGGAUAUCCGAACAGCCAGCCUUAGCCUGGCCCGAAGCAUGGAGCAGCAACUGCUUGCGUCUGGAUACCAACUGGCCUCUGCGGUUCGUCAGCCCCUGGCUGCGGCCGAGCAGGAGUUGAGUAGCUUAGAAGAAUCAUGGCAGAGGCGGCAGCAGCAGCUCCAACAAGCCCUGGAGCAGCAGCUACUUCUGAGCUCUGUGGAAAAGGUGGAACACUGGCUCGACAGCGAGGAGUCCUCUCUAGCUAGUGAGGAACUUCAGGACCCCUUGGCUGCCAUGGAAACCCUUCUGUUAAAGCACAAGAGGCGCAAACAGAACCUGAAGGCAAGGGCUGAAGAUAUCAGUGCGCUGGAGGCCACAGCCCACAACUUGCACCAGAGUGGACACCCUGAGGCCCGCAGCAUCCUGGCUAGGUGCCAGGGCCUACUCCUGAGGAAAGAGGCACUCACAGAGCGAGCAAGGGUGUGGGGUCGCCAGCUGGAGGAGCUGCGGCAGCUUCGGACUUUCUUACAGGAUUCCAAUGAGGUUGCUACGUGGCUGAGGGAGAAGAACCUGGUGGCUCUGGACAAGGGCCAGCAGGACCCAACCAUGAUGCAAACACAGUUGCAGAAGCAGCAGCAUUUCCAGGCUGUGCUGGAUGCCAGUGUUCACCAGCAACGGGAGCUGCAGAUGGAGGGGCAGAAGCUGCUACAAGGAGGCCACCGAGCCUCAGAGACCAUCCGGGAGAGGCUGCAAGAACUAGGGGGCCUCUGGGCUGAGCUGCAGGCCAACUGCCAGAAGAAGAUGGCCAGACUACAGGGGGCCCGCAAGGCUCUGCAUCUGCAGAAGAUGCUGGAGAAACUGGAGAGCUGGCUAGAGACCAUGGAAGCAGAGCUGGGAGACCCCGUCAAAAGCCAGGACCUACUUAGGGUGGGCGAGCUCCGGGGGGUGCAGAGGGAGCUGGAAGCAGCUAUCGCUAGUCAGACCAGGCAAGUGCAGGAGCUGCAGGGCCAAGCCCAAGCCUGCUUUCAGGAAGGCCACUGCCUCACCAAAGGUGUGGAAGAGCGAGCCCAGAAGCUGCUUCAGAGGCUCCUGAGCCUUCAGGAGUCCCUACAAGAGCGCAGGGCGGUCCUGGAAGCCCAGAGCCUACUCUUACAGUUCUUCAGGGAUGCUGAUGAGGAAAUGGCCUGGCUUCAGGAGAAGCUGCCCUCUGCCACAGCCCAGGACUGUGGCCAGAGCCUGAGCACCGUACGGCACCUGCAGGAGAAACACCAGAAUCUAGAGAAUGAAAUCGGUAGCCACAUAGCUCUGAGCCAGGUGGUGGUGGGUACGGGUCACAAGCUUGUGCAGGCUGGACACUUUGCUGCAGAAGAGGUGGCUGCCCGGGUGCAGCAGCUGGAGGUGGCUCUAGAUCACCUUCAGACAGAGGCGGCACGGAGGAGGAGGAUGCUGCAGCAGGCUCUGGAAACCCAGCAGAUUUUGAUGGAGCUCCUGGAGGCGGGAUCCUGGCUAGCUGAACGGGGCCAUAUUCUGGACAGUGAGGACCUGGGCCAGGAUGCUGAGGCAACACUGGUUCUUCUGCGGCGUCUGGAGGCCACCCUAAGAGAUUUGGAGGGGUUCGGCAGUCGCACUGAGCAGCUACAACACACAGUGGCCCUCCUGGAGAGUGGGCAGCACCUGGGCAGUCCCAGGGUGCUGUCCCAGCUGCAGGCUGUGAGGGAGGCGCAUGCACAGCUGCUGCAGAGGGCGGAGGGCAGGGGGCAGGCACUGCGUGAGCAAUUACGCCUGCACCAGCUGGAGCGAGAGGCCCAGCUCCUGGACGCCUGGCUGACCACCAAGGUGGCUGCUGCCGAGUCCCAGGACUAUGGACAGGACCUAGAAGACAUCGAGGCGAUGGAAGCCACGUUUGGUGCUUUCAGCAGAGAAGUCCAGAGCCUGGGCCAGGCCAAGGUGCAGACCCUGAGAGAGCUGAUGGCCUCCCUGGAAAGAGAAGCACCCAGGUUCUUCCCCCAGAUCCAAGCCCAGAAGUUUCACAUCCAGGCCACCUGGGAGAGGCUGAACAAGGCAAUCGAAGCCCGUAGAGAGAACCUGACUGCAGCCCGUGAGCGCCAGAGCUUUGAGCAGACCGUCUCAGCGCUCCAAGGCUGGCUGCAGGAGAAGACUACCCUGCUGGAGGGAGAGUUCCCCGGCCACAGCCUGUCACCUGCACAGCUCCUGCAGCAGCAUAGGUGUCUGCAGAGAGAACUGACAGCUAUUGAGAAAGAGGUGACCAGAGUGCAGAUGGAGGCCCAUUGCCUGGGCCAGCGCUACCCUGUGGCUCAGGAGGGUCUGGCUGAGUGGCUCACCAAGGUGCAGGGGGCCUGGGCCAAGCUGGAGGCCAAAGCCCAGGAAUGGAGUCAGAAGCUGUUGCAGGCCACGCAGGGCCACAUCUUUCUUGGGCGCUGUCGGGAAUUGCUAGCAUGGUCUCAGGAGCUGCUUUCCUCGGAGGAGCUGGCUAGGGAUGUGGUGGAGGCUCAGCAGCUCCUUGAGCAGCACGAGGAGCUGGACCAAGAAAUCCAGGAGUGCUGCCGUCAAGCCCAGAGCGCACAGCAGGAAGGGCAGCAGCUGCUGGACGACAGCCUCUUCGUGUCCCCGGAGGUGGCAGAGUGUCUGCAGGAGCUGGACAGACACCUGCAGGAGCUUCAGGCCGCACAGGCCCUGCGUGGGCAGCGCCUUGAGCAGAGCCAGGGCCUGCGGGAGCUGGGACAGAAGCUGGAGCUGGCGGAGGCCUGGCUGGCUUCCCAGGAAGGCCUGCUGCUGGACCCCAGCUAUGGGCGCUCAGUGACAGAUGUGGAACAUCUGCUCAGCAGACACGAGGGCCUGGAAAAGCUGCUGGUGGCCCAAGAGGAGACGUUCACCCAGCUUCAGACAAUGGCACAGGAGGCAAAGGGCACUCCUGUCAUGGAGUCUGUGGAACUUAAACAGCAGCCUCCUGCAGAGGGCAGGCAGCCCAGUGCAGGCUUCUCAAACAAUAGCCAUGGGACGCUGACAAGCAGGGCCCUGAGCCUGUUCCCGGAUAGGAGGAAGGCAACCGAAGUACCUGGUGGCACUGGGGAGCUGGCUUACGUAGCCCCCCUUGUGCCUGAGUGUGAAACCAGAGGACAGGAAGCAUAGUUUCUCCCCAAGGCCUGAGCCUUGAAAUGAAUGCUUAGGCAACAGUGAAGACACAUCCUGGG
Molecule: messenger RNA, 10874 nt
Organism: Microtus ochrogaster (prairie vole)
Lineage: Eukaryota; Metazoa; Chordata; Mammalia; Rodentia; Cricetidae
Gene: Sptbn5
Product: spectrin beta, non-erythrocytic 5
Exons: 68
Coding region: 1-10812 (3603 amino acids)
Molecular function (GO): protein binding
Source: RefSeq, a predicted model, not a curated record